ACUGCAUAUAUUUGGUAGUCUGUGACUGGUGUCGUAUUCGUAUAAUAUUACGAUUUCCUUGUAAAAAUUCUCAAUUAAGUAUCCCAUAAUCUAGUAAUAAAUCCAAGAUUCAUUUUAAUUAUAAAUACUAUCACCAAGCGCACAUAAGACGAUGGCGCUAACAGUGGAUAAACUCACUAACGACGAAAGGUUUAGUGGUGAUAAUGUCCUACAGUUCCUUUUAUAUUUACCCCUUGGUUUGGUGCUGAUGGCAUUUAGAAUAGUUUUGGCGUUAAUACUAUGGAUUGCAGCAAUUAUACUGCCCAAUAAAUCUGCUGUAAGACAGUUAUUAUCUACACUGGCGUGCUGGACGUUUGGUGUUUAUGUCAAAGUAAAGGGCAACAAAGAUCCACGUUGUAGUGUGCUGGUGGCCAACUAUGUCUCGUGCUUAGAUUCAUUAGCAGCUGCUCAUACCCUUGGCACUAUAAGUCUAAGAAAAUGGAAGGUUCCACCAUUUUUUGCAUCAACCCUGGGUAUUAAGAAUGCUGCUCAAUUUGUGAGAAAACAGCACUUCACAGAGAGUCCAAGUAAACCAGUAUUACUACAACCAGAGGGUGGCCCGACAAACGGGAAAGGCCUGCUCAAAUUCAAUGAUUGGUCGUUCCCUAUUGGCAAUAGAGUUCAACCAAUUGCAAUAACGGUUGAACGUCCUUUCACAAAUGUGACGGUCCAUCGUCCAAACGACAAGAUAGAUGUGUUCCCCUGGUGGGACGCGUUAUGGUUCCUAUGGACUCCGUGUUCUGUUUACACCCUGAGGGCCUUGCCAGCACUGGACAGGAAAGAUGAUAACGAUCAAGAAUUCGUCGAUCGAAUGAGGCAGGCCAUUGCUGAUGCUUUGCAGGUGGAGGCGACGCCGUGGUCGCUGUGCGAGGUGUCGCGCGCCCGCCGCGCGCCGCCCGCCGCGCGCCGCGCGCCGCCGCCCGCCGCGCGCCGCGUGCAGGAGGUGCUGCCGCGCGUGCCGCUCGCCGACAUCGUGCGCGACCUGGAAAAAACACGUAGUGUCGACGUGACUAUCACGAAUUUCCUGGAAGGUAUCACACCUUACACGCCGAUACCGGAGCCCGCGGUGGAGCCCCAGCCGAGCACGUCGCAGGCUCCUCCCAAGUACGUGAGCCCCGCUCCCACUGGCGUAUUCUCCAAGUCGGCGAAGGAGCGUCAGAUGAGUUUCCAAGAGAAGAAGGCUCAAAUGAUAGCCGAAGCACGUCAGAGGUACAUAGAGAAACAUGGACUUAAUGUUGCUUCGAAGUGUUGAUUUACAAUUUGCGAAGGUAGGCCAAUAUUUUUUAGAUGACCUUUAAUUGUCGCAUGACUUUUCUGGUCAUGAAGCGAUACGAGCUUCAGAAGUACGAAUGAAUCGUAGAAGUGAAAUUUUUGUGCCUACUUUCUCAAAUAGUCUUCCCAUCGAUACAAAAAAAAAAACUUUGAGGAAUUUAUUUGGCAUUACAUUCGCUUUAUAUAAAAUUGUAUAAAUAAUUAAAUAGUAUAAACAACACACACAUCAUUAAACUUCGCAAUAUAUCAUUUUAUUAACUUUGUCACGACCAUUGUAUAAUAGAUGAUCUCCACGAGAUGGUCUAUCUUUAGCAAAUAUUUUAAUAAUCUUAUUUCCGAGUUAAGUAUCUAUCCGGAUACACAGGAGGAAACUCAAAUGUUUAACUUUAAAAUAUCUUCUUAAAAAGUUAAACUUACAAUAAAAAAUAUGAAUAAGAUGGUAGUUUCAUAAUGUUGUCCGUGUCAACUUAUGAUUAGUGUUGAUAUGUAAUAAUAAUUAUAUAUAACUGUCGAUAAAAACUGACUGUAGUACGAUGACAACGAUAGAAAAUAUUGAUGCCUGAAAGGCGUAAAAAACUAUUCUCACUUUAGCAUUUUAGCACUGGCAGGCUAAAAGAAAAUAUUUGCAAUAAUAAUUUAAAAAGUGUCGUUAGAUGAAAUUAGAAGGGAAAUAAGUAUAAGCUUUAGAAAAUAUUGGAUUAGUAAAAUUAUUUCAUUCGGUAGUCUUAAAGGUGGGAUACGUUAAAGGAUGGUACGACUCCACCAUGAGUGCAUUAUACAAGAUUAUACCUUGCAUAUACAAGAGUAUGAAGUAUGCAGAGGUGCUGGCAAGGUGCUAUGGAUGUGCCCUGAAAUACGCGUUUAUUAAAAAAAUCGUUAAAAAUAAAUGUUAUUAAUAUUUAUUUAUUUUUUAAAUAACGUAUAUUUCUUAUUAUUUACCUUUUCAUACUUCUAACUCAUUCUGUAUACAUUUACGAAAUUUAGUUAUAUUUGUUAAAUUUAUUUCUUUGAUUUGUUACAUUAAAUAUUUUAUUAUUUCUUCUUAUAUAUAAAACGAAUUUAGUUUUACAUUUUCCAUUUUUUGUGACAGUUUUAUUUUUCUUUCUAUUGUAUAUUAAUUGUUUUUUAUCCCAUUAAAGGAUGUUUUUGUGAUUAAAAUUAUUUUUAAACUGAUUGAUAUAUUUUAUUUUUUCUUAAAUUGUUUAUUUCAGUAGUUUCAGUAAAACAAAGUUAAAGUUAAGUUAAACAUACCUCUAUUGGUUUGAAUUAAUUGUCAAAUAAAAAAUGAAACCGUUUUUGCUUAAUCCUUAGCCAAAAAAAGUUUAAAUAAAAAAUACUGCAUGGCUAUGAGACAACAGUACACUAUACACAAUUAUAUUUGAUUUUAUUAUAAAUUGUCUAAAAAUCUAGCACCCGUUAAUAGUUAUUAUUUAUCACCAGCAUCAGAUAUUGUUUUUCCAAAGAUUUUUAUCUGGAAAUAAAACCUCUUUUUUGGUGUUAUAGACGUAUAUUUCAAUAUAUAUUAAAAUUUGGGUCUUUUAUUGAAAAUGGUGUAAUGUAGAUCCUUAAUCCGUGUUAAAUAAUUCAAACAAAAAAAAAUUGGAUUAUAUGGUUAAGGAUUUUGUAUUAUAAUUAUCUUACUCGCACCUAUAUUUGGUAUUUUAAUAAUAAUUUCUAUCGAUACAUUAGUUGUUAAACUAUUUUACUAUUUUUAAAGAAUCAUUAUCUGUUAUUAUCGCUUUAUAUAUGUGAAAUAAAUCUGUAAAAAUAUAAUCAAUGUCAAAUUAAAUAAGGUAGUAAUAUUAACUUUGUAUAAAUAAACGUUACACAAUAUGUUGACGUGAGAUGUUUUUGGAUGUUUUUGAUAUUUUUGAGUAAACAUGUUACUUUACAUUUUAGACUUAGUGUAUGCAAUGUAAUGUUUAUAUUAGUCAUUAGAUCUCAUUAUAUAUUGUUUCAGUAACUCUUACGAAGGCGGAUUUUAUUCAUGAAAAUUGAAUAUUGAAAUAUAUUUAGUGAUAUAUCGAUUGCGAUUUACUGUAACGAUUUCCCUAUUUUGAUUGUGAUUAUAUUUGAUUUACUGCCAAAAAUAUGUUGAAUUUAAAUUUGAGAUUUGUGAUUAUAAUCGACUCAUAUCCUUAGAUUCAUAGCCAUAGAAUUAAAGAACUAAUUCUUCAUUAAUUUUAUAUAGUUUUAUCAUUAUUUUUAGUAUCAUUAACAAUUGAAAAAAAAUACAAGUUUGGUCAUUGCUUUAGAACUUGGAACAGAACACUACCGUGCGCUUUUGAUUAAUCUAUGGGAAUAUUAUAAUUUAGAAUCAAAACUAUAUUCCGAUUUAUAAAAAAAUCGUUGUAAUGAUAUUAGAAGUAAGAAUCCUAUGUAAAUAAUAAAUGUCCGCCCUAAGUAAGUCCUAGUUAUCGAUAAGUCAAAGAAAAUCAUAGAAACUUUGAAUUAACUAGCGACGUUCUAUUGCAAAUUUGAUUACCUAAUAAAGCCUUAUUUAUUAGUAAAUUCCAAAGAAAGGUGAUGCCACAUAAAAUGAAUAUAUAUUUUUACAGAAAAUUAUUUUUAAAAUAUUAUACUGGAUAGGACAAAUUUAGCAAAAAUUAAAAAUGGCGUCUUCAUUCUUAGUGAAAAUAUUUAGUCUGUGCUCAGAAUUCUAGAUUUGCAACUGCCCUAUGGCUUCCAGCGUACCUAGAUUAGAAAGUUUGUAAUUAAUUAUUAUUAAAUAAACAAUUGUUCAAAAAGUU
This is a messenger RNA of Vanessa tameamea, 4061 nucleotides long. Its product is annotated as lipid droplet-regulating VLDL assembly factor AUP1-like. The coding region runs from base 152 to 1291 and encodes 379 amino acids. The record is from RefSeq and is a predicted model, not a curated record. Gene Ontology annotation, molecular function: ubiquitin binding. NCBI's taxonomy places the organism in Eukaryota, Metazoa, Arthropoda, Insecta, Lepidoptera, Nymphalidae. The transcript has 8 exons. Gene Ontology annotation, cellular component: endoplasmic reticulum membrane.